CAGUUCAGCUGGAUCAGAUUACACAUAGAAAAAAAAAAUACAAUUAAUCAAAGUGUAUCGAAGGGUUGAAUUUCUCAGGCUGACCUGCUGAAUUCAGUCCAGAAAUGUCAUAUGGAGGCAACACAAAGCGCAGAGAGGAGGGAGCUGAUCAAACUUCCCUCCCAUCAGCAGCAGCAGCAGCACAGUGCUGUGAGUGUAUGUGCAUGUGUGUGUGUGUGUUAGUGUGAGUGCAGUCAGAUCGCGAGAAAAGACCUCCCCGGUCCACACUGGUUCAGUGUUUUGCAGCCUUAACCUGUGGGUCGGUGCACCUCGGUGAAAAGCAUGAAAAGUGUGAUCCAGCAGCUCUCAGGACGAGUGAGAGGACCAGCGAGCUGAACCCUCAGGGUGAGCACAGGCCGUCAGUAGGGAACCAUGUGCAGCUCCCUGAGCCCCAAACAGCCGAAUGGCCCCGGCCUCACAGACAUGCAGCAGUAUCACCAGUGGCUGGCCAGUCGACACGAAGCCAGCUUGCUGCCCAUGAAGGAAGACCUGGCCCUCUGGCUCACUAAUUUCCUCGGUCUGGAAAUCACCGCGGAGAGUUUCAUGGAUCGCUUAGACAAUGGCUUCCUAUUGUGCCAGCUGGCUGAGACACUACAGGAGAAGUUCAGGCAAAAUACUGGAGACCUGCCUUCCUCUGGCAACAGCAAGCAGAGUAUUCCCAAUCGGAGGAUACCAUGUCGACAGAGCGCUCCCUCCGGUUCCUUUUUUGCACGGGACAACACAGCCAACUUCCUGGCCUGGUGUCGUAAGGUUGGAGUUGGAGAAACGUGUCUGUUUGAGUCAGAGGAUUUAGUUCUUCAUAAGCAGCCACGAGAAGUGUGCCUCUGUCUUUUAGAGUUGGGACGGAUAGCAUCACGGUACAACGUGGAGCCUCCUGGCCUCAUAAAACUGGAGAAAGAGAUUGAACAAGAAGAAAAAGCGCCUCCAUCACCUCCACCACCUCCAUCACCUCCAUCACCUGUAUCCCCAGCUCAGCCCCUUCCUCCAUCUCCAUCCUUAUCUCCCUCCCCGUCUCCUACUCCGUCUCCGACUCCCACCAAAGUCAGCUCCAGCAAGAAAAGUACCGGGAAGCUAUUGGAUGAUGCUGUCAGACAUAUCGCUGAUGACCCUCCCUGCAGAUGUCUGAACAAAUUCUGUGUGGAGAGACAGUCACAGGGUCGAUACCGCGUCGGGGAGAAGAUGCUUUUUAUCCGGAUGCUGCACAACAAGCACGUGAUGGUGCGUGUUGGUGGAGGCUGGGAGACCUUUGAGAGCUACCUGCUGAAACACGACCCGUGCCGCAUGCUCCAGGUCUCCCGGGUGGAGGGCAAGACGUCCCCCUUCGGCAGCAAGUCCCCCAACAUCAAGGACCUCACUCCCGACAGCUACCUGGUGGUGGCAGCCCAUUACCGCAGCAAAAAGUGAAGACAUGAGACUGAAACGUGCCAUUCAUAACAGGAUCACUUCUUGCCAUUGUUUACUCCCUAUAUAACAUAUCCCUGUCCUUAUACAUAUUAUGGCUACAGACACAACUGCGUUAAUGGAAAGCAAAUGGAUGUUUGUGAGCAGAUUAAUCCUGGAGUCACAUUAGUAGGCCCUUAGUAGUUUUACAGAACUGAAAAAUAUGUCAAUCAUUACAAUAGAAUAUAAUUUAAAUUUAGUCGCUGCACCUGAUUCGACUGUUCUCAGGCCUUUAAAUGUGCGUUAUCGCUCGCUAUAAGCAUCAUAGAUGUGGGUUAGUAGGGGCCUACUACACCUACGUUGUAAAAGUGAAAGCGAAACUUAAAACCAACACAUUUUAACACGAUUUAAAACUACAUGAAACAUGUUUUGAACACAAACAAAACAGCUUCUUUAGGUUUAGGUAACAAAACUCCAACUUCUUUAGGUUUAUACAACAAAAACAAAAAAAUAAAAUAACUAUGAUCAAAAGUAAAGUGAAACUUAACACUUGUGAAGACAAGGACUAUGUGUUGUUGGUUUCACACAAGAUACAAACCCCUGUCUCCUGGGCAAAAACCCUGUCGCCCCCUAACCUCCAUGCCAUAUUAUGGACUUUCAUGCUGUCUAUACUACAGCGCCUCAUUUCCGCUUCUGCUCCUGUCAUAAUUACUACGGUUGCUAGAGGUCGCUGUCGUCUUCUUUUAUUCCUUCUUGACAAAACCUACUAUUGGGUGUAGCCGGGCCCUACUGACCCACAACUAUGAGCCUUAUACCCACUGAUAAUGCUCAUUUAAUGCCUUGAUAACAGUCUAAUUGGCUGGUUGAUCAGGUCUACAGUACCUGGCUGUAUUUGUACAUGUUGACAACUUUUUCUGAAUGAAAUUAAGUAAGUGGUGGAGGUUUCAGGCCCUUUAAGAAGCUAGUCUUCCUUGGCAACCUGGUGUGUGUGAUAGUAGAAAGCAAGUAGACAUUUUCCACGAAGGCAAUGUAUUGAUUAUGCCCCUUUUUUUAAUUGAUAUUGUUAUCCUAACUGCAUUACAGUACAUUGAAUACACGAGUGGCUCUAGUGGGCAGCGCACUCAAGUUUUAAACUGAACUUUAACUAUGACAUUAGAAAAAUAAGUGGAAACUUUACUGUCCAAAGAAAUGUAAUUUACCAAGUCUUUACAUGCUAGUCCACUGUAUAGUAUUCUUGUAAAAACUGCCAAAACUUCCCUAGAAACCAAACGUUGUGAUCUUUCUUUUUGAUGUUAUUUUUUUAAUAUGCUAAGAAAUGAAAGCAAUGCUUAGACUGUUUACAUGUUGAGUAACUAUUAUGAAAUGCAUUUAUAUAUUAUUAUCAUUUUUAAUAAUUCUUCAUUAUUAGGAUAACUCCUGUUUUAUAUCAUUUCUAUUGUAAGAACAUGUACAAUCACCUGAACAACCUGCAGUAUGUCGUUAAACAGAACCUCAUUGAUUUAUGAUUGAUAGUAAUACUGUAGAUUUACUCAUUUGAGGUUCUGCAGUUCUUCAAUUUGUUGCAUGUUACUGACCUCUAGAGGUGGUGCAAUAAUUGAAACUUGAUAAUCUCUGUUUAGUUUCUUACAAUUAAUAGAUUUACAUCAUUCAAUGAAUUAAUUUGUGCAACUUUUUCCCUGGAUUGAAAAUGAAUAUGUAGGUUUGGCAUGAGAUCAUUAGCUAUGCCAACAGGCUUGUAUGUGAAGUCCAAUUUCUGUUUUUAGAUGUACAUUUUCAAUAAAUUCUCAAAACUUAAAUAUU
Molecule: messenger RNA, 3219 nt
Organism: Sebastes umbrosus (honeycomb rockfish)
Lineage: Eukaryota; Metazoa; Chordata; Actinopteri; Perciformes; Sebastidae
Gene: gas2a
Product: growth arrest-specific protein 2
Exons: 8
Coding region: 412-1443 (343 amino acids)
Biological process (GO): actin crosslink formation
Cellular component (GO): actin filament
Molecular function (GO): microtubule binding; actin filament binding; cytoskeletal adaptor activity
Source: RefSeq, a predicted model, not a curated record